UGCAGAUAAACCCCUGAUACACUCAUACCCAAACAACACAGAUGCCAAGAUGUCACCCAAAUAUCAUCUGGUGGUCCUUUUCCAAAAAAACAAAAAAAGGACCAGUGAGUGUAGAUAGAAUGUAGAUGUACUGAGUGUACUACUCUAGAGUCUUCACAGUUAAUAGUCAUUAGUUACACUAAUUCACUAAAUAGACUAACCGCCUAAGGGAGAACGAGGUGCUGGAUGUACACAGUAUAAUGUUUUCCUUCAUGGGAGAUGAGGAAACUAGUGAUCCUGCUGCUAGGCGCUCGCUCUUUCUCUCCCGCCUGAAUUAGCAGCGCGCGUGUGACGUAGCGCGCGCGUCCGCCGAGCCACAGCGGCGCGGAGGAUGGAAAGGAGCUCUCUUCACCAAAAGCUCUCGUAGUGCCACACGAAGCCAUGUCUUCGACUAACAGUUUCCCGAAUUUGGCGAGUAUCGGCGACUGGGAGCCUCUCAUCGCUGCCAUUCCCGCCACCAAAGUUGAGCUGACGGUGUCGUGCAGAAAUCUACUAGACAGAGACACUUUCUCCAAAUCUGAUCCAAUUUGUGUGCUUUACACUCAAACGGUGGCGAGCAGGGAGUGGAGAGAGUUUGGGAGAACAGAGGCCAUCAGUAAUACCCUGAACCCAGACUUUGUUCGAAAAUUCAUCCUCGAUUACUUUUUUGAAGAGAGGCAGAAUCUACGCUUUGACCUGUACGACCUCGACUCAAAGAGUGAAAAUCUGUCCAAACAUGACUUCCUGGGCCAGAUGUACUGUACUCUUGGAGAGGUGGUUGGCUCCCCAGGUAGUCGUAUGGAGAGAACACUCAUGGGCAUCCCUGGUAAAAAUUGUGGGACAAUCAUUGUUAAAGCAGAGGAACUUGGAAAUUGUCGGGAAUCAGCAUUGCUGCAAUUUUGUGGAAACAACCUGGAUAAGAAGGACUUUUUCGGCAAGUCAGACCCAUUCCUUGUCUUCUCGCGCAGCAAUGAAGAUGGAACAUACACCAUAUGCCACAAGACUGAAGUGGUAAAGAACACACUGGACCCUGUGUGGCAGGCCUUUAAAAUCCCAGUUAGAGCACUUUGCAAUGGAGACUAUGACAGAGCAAUAAAGAUUGAGGUGUAUGACUGGGACAGAGAUGGAGGGCAUGACUACAUUGGAGAGUUCAAGACCAGCUAUAGGGAACUGUCCAAAGGCCAGGCUCAGUUCAGUGUUUGGGAGGUAUUAAACAUGAAGAAAAAGAAAAAGAAGAAGAAGAAAUACCUCAAUUCAGGAACUGUGACUCUGCUGUCAUGCCUCAUAGAUGUUGAAGUCACCUUUUUGGACUAUAUUAAAGGAGGUACUCAGAUUAAUUUCACGGUGGCAAUCGAUUUUACCGCAUCAAAUGGAAACCCAUCCCAGCCUACCUCUCUUCACUACAUGAACCCAUACCAGCUCAAUGCCUAUGCCAUGGCUUUGAAAGCUGUGGGCGAGAUCAUUCAGGACUAUGACAGUGAUAAGAUGUUUCCUGCACUGGGGUUUGGAGCAAAGCUGCCGCCUGAUGGCAGGGUAUCGCAUGAGUUUGCCUUGAAUGGGAACCCAGAAAACCCAUACUGCAGCGGUAUUGAAGGAGUAAUAGAGGCAUAUUACCAGAGUCUGAAGAGUGUACGUCUCUACGGUCCCACAUAUUUCUCACCCAUUAUUAAUCAUGUUGCAAGAUAUGCAUCAUUAAUAAAGGAUGGCUCAGAGUACUUCAUCCUCCUCAUCAUUUCAGAUGGAGUCAUCUCUGACAUGGCACAGACCAAGGAAUCCAUUGUAAAUGCUUCCUGUCUUCCAAUGUCAAUAAUAAUAGUGGGAGUUGGAUCAGCUGAAUUUGAUGAAAUGGUUGAAUUGGAUGGAGAUGAAGUCAGGAUCUCCUCAAGAGGAAGGUUUGCAGAGAGAGAUAUUGUACAGUUUGUUCCUUUCCGAGACUACAUUGACCCAAGAGGGAAUCACAUCCUCAGCAUGGCCCGUCUGGCCAAAGAUGUCCUGGCUGAAAUUCCAGACCAGUUCCUAUACUACAUGAGAACCAGAGGCAUCAAACCGAGCUUGACGCCUUCUGCUUACUCUUCCAAACCACUGACAGCACUGUCGCACUCUGCAGAGUCAUUACAGACGCAGAUCUGAAGAGGACCAUGGUGGCGCACUGAGUACUGGGUUUGCUGCACUUGGUCGAGUAUUAGGUCAUACAACAACUGAGUUAGGGAGCCAACAGAGACUUCUACUUCAAAGCCUGAAUACAGCAAUUAAUAACAUUGCUCUCAUAUAUGAGUUUGAUAAUGUGAGAGAGGUUUAUUUCUAGCUAAAACGAUCAUCAUUAUAUGCCUCAUCCUUUUUGUGUUUUAUUUCGAACGACUAGCUGAGCUAUGAGCAAAAUGUUUACAGUGUUUGUGAUUUAUACAAGCAGAUAAUUAUAUACCUCAUGCAUACUGAAGUAGCUGAAACUUUUUGUAAUGUAUCACAAAAUUGGUUGUGCUAACUUCCUAUUUAAAGGAGAGUGAACAUGUUUCGAAGAUAGUGUUCAGUCUCUUCAGUCUGUAUUACUAACCAUUCUGGUUUCUUCCACGCCACUGCCACACUGUGUUUCUGAACAAGUCUUAGAGCUGCUGGAAAGACAGGCCUUAUUCUUGGUUACACAAUAAUUAGUAACAUUUUACUAUACAGUUCCUUAAUUAAAGUCCUUACUAACAUAGCAGUAAGUAAUCAAGUCUUACCAUAGUAAUUCUUCAAUAAGUACUAAUACUACUAAUACCACUAAUACUACUGUACUACUAAGUGUAUGUAUGGUGUAUAAACAUGUAAAGUGUAAUGAUUUAGUAAGUAAUAUUAAAUUACUAUGCUGACACCAUUAUGGUUUUGUCAGCAUAGUAAGUUGAUAUUAGUUACUAAAUCAUUACACUUCAGUCAACGUAGUAGUUUAUUACAGUGAUUAGUAAUUAUCGAAAAACUGCUAUGAUCGCUCUUGAUUACUUACUGCUAAGUUAGUGUGUAGUAAAUAAGGUAUUAAAUAAGGAACUAGAUAAUGCUAGCCAGGAAUUAACUGUAGCUAUAGAAGCAUGUAAUUGCAUGCACUUUUAAUGUAUACGAGUAUACUGAACUGUUAUGAGGUUGAUGUGCUGUAUGGAACUUAGGUGCUGUUGAGCAAGCACUUUAUGAUUGUGAAAAAUUAGAGCACAAUUUAGUAUUUAAUUUUCAUUUUAACUGAAUCAGGUUCACUUUUGAUUUUUGUAGGUUCAAGUGUACUCUUCAUUAACAAACGUCAUUUUUAUUCUCCAUUCAGAUACCGUCUGGGGUCAUGAAACAAAACAAGACUAAUAGGUUCAAUGUUUAUUGAUUGAUUUGAAUAUUUAGUAAAUACACAUUAAAGGGGAAAGGUGUAGUUUUGAUUAAAAAAAUAACUUCUCCCCAAUACGUAAAUGAUUUUAUAUAAUGAUUUUUCCCCACGCAAAGCCAGGGAACUCAGAACUUCAUCUAUUCAACAUGACAAGAUGCCACUUUAAAAUGUACACCCACACAUGCUGGCUCACAUACUGUAUUAUCCUUAUAAAACAUGCACAAACUGCAUCAAAGCUUAAAACCUGUCCUAAAAAAAUGGCUUUUCCCCAUCCAUUGAUCACAUCUUUCUGAGGUAUGAUACAACUCAUGCAAUUCCAAGCUCUAUUAUGGCGCUGUCUUUGUUUUUGAGUAAUCAAUAUUGGUAAACCAAGACAGAAUUCCACUAUGAAAGACAGAAAAACAUUUCCUCACACCAUACCUAUUGGUUGAAUAAUGCAUGAAAUACCAGUAUGUCAGUGGAAAGGAAAUGAAUUUGAGAUAAAUAUAAAGAACUCUGGUAAGUCUACAUAUUAAAAAAAGAAGGAAAGGAAUGAAUGAAGGGAGUAAACAGAAAAAUGUGAAUAGAUGGUAGAAAUGUUCAGAGCCCAUCUGGUAAAGCUUUGGAUUACUACAUGCAUAAGUGACUGAUACAGUGAUAACACACAUUGUACUAAAUUGUCUCAGGUUGGAAUGUCUUUUGCUGAUUGCAAUAACAGUAAAUAUGCUAAUCUUGUUCAGUUUGACAUGUGCACUGGUUGUGUAUGGAUGCCUCAUUUGAGAUUUCAGGUUUUCUGUCAUAGGAUUUUGUCUCCAGAGCACAAAAAUAAUUACUAUAAUACUGUAGCAUUUACCUGGGAAUUUUUUUUUUUUCUUCAUUAAUUUGUGAUCAUUCAAAAAAAAUGUAAUACCACUACUGCUUGUUGAAUAAUGUAUUUCAUCAUUCCAUCAUACUUAUUACUGUUGCAUGCAUCAUAUUCGCAUGUGCAUUGCGUUGAAAAGUGAUGAACCUUUUGUAUUUAUCUCAUAUUUUUAUACCCACUAUUUUUACAAUAUCUUAGCGUUUGCCUUAAUAUAUCACCAAAUUGUUGGAUUUAGGCCAUGCCUUCACUGUAUGUUUGUUGACUGCGUAUAUAUUCUUUGAACAAUAUUUGCUUUAAGAUACAAUUUACUUAUAGUAUAGUUGCAUGAUCCCAGCAAAAUUAAGCUGGCCAGUGUCUAAAACAGUGACUGGCUGUCCGAUACAAAAACGCGCAUAGUAUUUAAUAAAUUGAUGUUACUUAUUUCAUAAUUAUUUGCAUCUGUAAUUAAAAAUGGAAAUGUAGCAUAUGUAAUAGUAUAUAGAAUAUUUAGUCUGUGGUCUAUAAGAUUUCAUAUCACUGACUAGAAAAUCGAGGUAAUUACUGUCUUCAACAGUUUUAAUUUCCUAUCAGUCGGGAAACACACACACACACACACACACACA
Messenger RNA from Pangasianodon hypophthalmus (striped catfish), 4798 nucleotides. It is a transcript of the gene cpne8, whose product is annotated as copine VIII. Gene Ontology annotation, cellular component: plasma membrane. Gene Ontology annotation, molecular function: calcium-dependent phospholipid binding. The transcript is spliced from 20 exons. Lineage: Eukaryota; Metazoa; Chordata; Actinopteri; Siluriformes; Pangasiidae. The coding region runs from base 421 to 2148 and encodes 575 amino acids. Gene Ontology annotation, biological process: cellular response to calcium ion. The record is from RefSeq and is a predicted model, not a curated record.